AUGCCUGGCUUCGACUUCUCCAACUACAACCGCAAUGCGGCUCUGCACGCACGGGGUGUGCCCUUGCCAAAGGCCACCAGCACGGGUACCACCAUCGUCGGGUGCAUAUACGAUGGCGGUGUUGUGAUCGCUGCCGACACGAGAGCCACGAGCGGUCCCAUCGUCGCCGACAAGAACUGCGAGAAGCUGCAUUACAUCGCCCCUCAGAUCUGGUGUGCCGGUGCCGGUACCGCCGCCGACACAGAGUUCACCACUGCCCUCAUCUCCUCCCAGCUCGAGCUGCACUCCCUCUCCACCGGCCGCAAGCCUCGCGUCGUCACCUGCAUGACCCUGUUAAAGCAGCACCUGUUCCGCUACCAGGGCCACAUCGGAGCCUACCUGGUAGUGGCUGGUGUCGAUCCCACCGGAACACACCUCUUCACAGUCCACGCCCACGGCAGCACCGAUAAGCUUCCCUAUGUCACCAUGGGCUCGGGCUCACUGGCCGCCAUGUCCGUGUUCGAGACGCAAUGGAAGCCGAGCUGCACCAAGGAGGACGCCAUGGAGCUGUGCUCGCAGGCCAUCCAGGCGGGUAUCUUCAACGAUCUGGGUUCUGGUUCCAAUGUGGAUUUGGCCAUCAUCACGGCCGACAAGACCACCUUGCACCGGGGCUUCGUGAAGCCCAACGAGCGCAGCCAGAAGCUGAAGAACUACAAGUUCCCACGGGGCACUACGGCGGUACUAAACGAGAAGGUCAUCACCAAGGACGAGAUUGGAAAGUAUGUCAGCGUGCACGAGCUUGAGUCGGCCGAGGGGGAGAAGAUGGAUGUCGACUCAUAG
Molecule: messenger RNA, 819 nt
Organism: Anthostomella pinea
Lineage: Eukaryota; Fungi; Ascomycota; Sordariomycetes; Xylariales; Xylariaceae
Source: the annotation of a GenBank genome assembly